Podarcis raffonei (Aeolian wall lizard) is the source of this 2556-nucleotide messenger RNA. RefSeq names its product dual specificity phosphatase 11 (gene DUSP11). The record is from RefSeq and is a predicted model, not a curated record. Gene Ontology annotation, biological process: protein dephosphorylation. NCBI's taxonomy places the organism in Eukaryota, Metazoa, Chordata, Lepidosauria, Squamata, Lacertidae. Gene Ontology annotation, molecular function: polynucleotide 5'-phosphatase activity; protein tyrosine/serine/threonine phosphatase activity.
UUCUCGGCCUGACUCGGGACCCCCUUCCCAGAUGAACCGAGUUCGAGAGGAAGGUGUUUCUCGAAGCCAAAUAAGACCAGGGAGGGGGAAAGCGACGUUUCGUCUCCGUCCUGCGCACGAGCACCAUUCACACGUUGAUGCUCCCGGCGGAGAAGGAAAGGCGCAGUUCUCCCAACUAGCCUGCAGGGGCCGCUGCUGGAGGCGGGCGUCGAGCAGGGGACACCCUUCUCGACGGCCCGCGGGGAUGACGUCAUUCGAGCGCCGGGGCUCGUCGUUGCUUUUCGUGCCGGGCGUGGGAACCGGAAGUGCUGGAGGAGCAACUGCAGCUUCCCGGCCCGGUAGCGUGGAGAGCGAAACCUUUGGGGGCCUCAGAGCCAUGGGGAAGAAGAGUAAGAACGGAGUCCCGGACAGAUGGACUCAUUACAUACCUCUUGGAAAGAGAAUACCUGGAACACGCUUUAUAGCUUUUAAAGUUCCACUUAAGAAGACUUUUGAUUGGAAACUUGCUCCAAAUGAACGGUUUUCUCCAUUAGACCUUAUUAAUCAGGUUACAGAACAGAAAGAAGAACUUGGCUUGGUCAUUGACUUAACAUACACCACCCGCUAUUAUGAGCCAGAGGAGCUCCUAGGCACGACGCAGUACUGCAAAAUUGUAACUGUUGGCCAUGAAGUACCAAAUAAUGAGACAGUGUUUGAAUUUAAAAGUGCUGUUAAAAAGUUCCUGAUGGAGAAUCAACAUAAUGAUAAGCUUAUUGGAGUUCACUGCACACAUGGUUUGAAUCGAACUGGUUACCUUGUUUGCAGGUACCUAAUUGAUGUUGAAGGAAUGGAUCCAAACAUGGCAAUAGAAUUGUUUAACAGGUGCAGGGGGCACUCAAUAGAAAGGAAGAACUACAUUGAAGCCCUUAGGGGAGGAUCUGGAAGAAGGAAUCAUUAUAUGGCUGCUUCAGGACGUGGUUGGAUGAAAGGGUACUAUGGCCCUGUUGGAAAUCCUGCAUUUGAAGCAACAUACAGUCAGCAACAUUUGCAGCCGUUCCCACUGGAAACACCAAGGCACUUCCCACCAAGGAGAGGAAGGGGUGGACAAAACCCACAGAGAAAACCCUAUCAUACCAAUCACAGAAACCUCAUCAACUGUUAUGACAGUGGUCAGUCUGUUUACCAUCCUCAGUACCUCCCUACAGCUGACAUCACUCACCAAGGAUUGGAUUACUCUGUUAGGUCCAGCCAGGGGCUACACUAUUCAUCUUACCAGCAACAAUUGCAAGGACAUGCGGGGCCUCAUUUUCCAGUGCAGAGUCCUCAUUAUCCACAGCAACAAGGACGAUAUAAAAUUGUCAGACGGGACCGUUGAAAACUCUGUUGAUGGAAACCUAACAGGCAAGGAGGACACAAUCUCAUACUAAUCAACAUACCGUAAAUGAAUUAUUGCCUCGCGAUUUAGCCAGCAGAUGAGACCCAACAGGUUACAGUUAUUAUUGUUUAUUUAUUACUCACCUUCACUCUGUGGUUCCAGGGCAGGACCACUUUGUACCACAUCACACCAAUGCUGUGUAGUUUUCAUUUUGUGAUUGCUUACCAGCAAGAUGUAGCCAUUCCAGCCAUUAAAUGAAUUCAUAAUUGAUAAUCGCUUAUUGGCUGGUCUCCUGAAAUGUCUCUUAUUAAAGUCAUGUUUGGGAGUUAUAAGGCUCCUCAGUGCGGAAGCUGCUUCCACAAAUGUUAGCAAACUGACCUCAAAAUGUGUGUUAAAUAAAGAUUACUUUCCCCUGCUCUUGACAUGACCCUCUCAAGAGGAAAAUGGACUUGGUCCUUUCAAAAUGGAUUUCUGGUUCAUAAAUCAGUUCAACUCCAGUUUGCAACCAGAUUCAAUGAACUAGUUGCUGCUUUCUCCGUAACCUGGGAACUCUUCCUAUAGUCCUAUAGGGAUGCUGUCAGUUGCACCAAUCAUAAUGUGUUGUCAUAUGUAACUGAAGCUGUGUGGGUCUGAACCAUGUAGAACCAGCGCUACCCUAUAAUGAAACUUACAGUAAUCCCUCGUUUUAUACAUGGGUUUGGUUCCAAGGAUCAUGUCCGAUCACCAACAUCAUGUAUAGGGCGUGAUUUUUUUAAAAGCUCUUUGCACACCUGGUAACCCCAAAUGGAUCUGGCGCAAAAAAAUGCUUUUAAACUUUCUGCCUUGCUUCAGACUUGAGUUGCCCAAUUGACUUGUUGCUGUUUCAACAAGCUCACCUUCAACCAUGUUUGGCUGAAAUUGUGCAGGUCAAAUGUGUGUAAAGUGAGGGGUUACUGUACCAGGUUUGGGAAUUUUCUAAUCUUGGGUUUUUGUUUUCUUUUGCCUUCUAUUACAUAACAGAUGUCUCAUUUGCAUUGAUCUAUUGGAGUUGAUAUUUCACAUACACUGUAUUAUUAUGCCGUGCGGGUGGAGUAUCUGCACCUGAUACUACCCUCAAAUUUAAUUGUCGUGUGCAAAUCUUUUGUAAGCUGCAGUGAGAGCCUCUUGGGGCUAUGGAGCAGAACAUAAAUGCUGUAUUCUAAAUAAAUAAUAGCUGUAUCCUC